UCCGAUCCCUCCUACAAACAAUGAAUCCCGUUAUUUGGAAGUAAUCCAUAUUCAUUGUAGUUUGUAACACGUUUUCCGUUAUUCCGUUACGCCGCCGCCUUGAAGAGGAGCACUAAUUUUUUUUUUUUUUUAAAAAGGAGGAAAAAAAAAAACAUUAAACUCUGAAGUGCCAAACUCCCUUCCCCCUAUGUGGUUUGUGAUGACAAACACCACCUAUCUCACGUCAGUCUUUCUCUCUCCUCCUGUCUUCAGCUAUAAGUAUUGUCCAUAGCCAAAACCCACCAUUACAAUAAGUAAUACGUCUGCCUGAUUUCUUCUUCUCUUGUGAUGGGAGAUAACAAUGUUAACCUACCCCCUGGUUUCCGAUUUUACCCUACAGAUGAAGAGCUCGUGGUCCAUUUCCUUCAUCGUAAGGCCACUCUCUUACCUUGCCACCCGGAUGUCAUUCCCGAUCUUGAUCUUUAUCCAUAUGAUCCUUGGGAACUCGAUGGCAAAGCUUUGGCAGAGGGUAACAAGUGGUACUUCUAUAGCCGGAAGACGCAAAACAGAGCUACAAGUAACGGUUAUUGGAAAGCUGUGGGCAUGGAGGAUCCGGUCAACAACAGCGCCGGCAAGAAGGUGGGAAUGAAGAAAUAUUUGGUGUUUUACGUCGGAGAAGCUCCAUCCGGCAUCAAAACCAACUGGACAAUGCAAGAAUAUCGUCUCUCAGAUUCGGCUGCCUCUACCAGUAGUACUAGAUCAUCCAAAAGAAGAGGGCAUUCAAAAAUAGAUUAUAGUAACUGGGUAAUAUGCCGAGUGUAUGAGCGUGAUGAUCAAGAUCAUGACGACGGGACAGAGCUCUCGUGCUUGGACGAAGUUUUCUUGUCAUUGGAUGAUCUUGAUGAGAUUAGUUUGCCAAAUUAAGAUCCAAUAAAUGUGAUCCAAAGUAGUCCGUUUCAAGGCUUUUAUCCAUAUCAUGUAGAACCUCAUUGUUGCAAUUUAGUAAAUUGAUAUAUAGCUAAAAAUUCUAUUUGCA
Molecule: messenger RNA, 1015 nt
Organism: Carya illinoinensis
Lineage: Eukaryota; Viridiplantae; Streptophyta; Magnoliopsida; Fagales; Juglandaceae
Product: NAC domain-containing protein 104
Exons: 3
Coding region: 328-903 (191 amino acids)
Biological process (GO): system development; regulation of DNA-templated transcription
Molecular function (GO): DNA binding
Source: RefSeq, a predicted model, not a curated record